AUACGUCUUGUCAGAGGAACGAACACAGUUUCGACAGGACAGUCACUGGCAGUCAGAGACAGUGUUCUGUCACAAACAACAAUGUCCCACCUUGUGUUGUGGUUGGUGCUCGGUGUGGGUCUGUCUUCAGCGGCAAAUCUGCGGUCUCUCCCGGACAAAAUGACAGAUGUGGAGCUGACGGACCAUGCGAGGCGAAUCGCACGAGCCGUGAACGCUGAGGGAUAUGACAUUGCGACCUUACAUGGAACGAGUUUAUUCUCUGGAGACAAAACACGACUCACCAAGCGGGAUGUGGAGGAACACGCCGCUCAUCCGUCGACAGAGUCCAGAAACUUCGAGUUGCGUCUGACUUCCGGUGAGCGGCUGCGCAUGUCUGUACAGAAGCGUUCCGGCAUGAGUCCCGACGUGACGGUGGUAGAACGUGUCUCUGGGAAGGAGAAGGUCAGCCGCCCACAAGUCCGAGAUUGUUUCUUCAGCGGUGGCCUGGAGGGUGAAGAGGGGCACGCCUCGCUGUCACUGUGUGAUGGACAGGUGAUGGGAGGCAUACGAGCAGGGAACCGAGACUACGAGGUGCACCCACUUCCGGAAACUUCUGCCAUCAGGCGUCGCUCGGCAGACGAGCCUUUGCACGCGGUCGUCACGUGGUCUGAUCAAGGAAACGAUUUAAUGGCUUUUGAUUCAAUCAGCCCUGACCUUUCUGAUGAAGAUGAGACAGAGGCUAGUGAUAUAAUUGAAGAGACAAAACCCGAUUCCUACAAAAGCGCCACCAUCGAGGUGGGCGUCUACAUGGACCGAUUUUUCCUGGCGAGAGUGGAGGAGAGAUUUGGACUGACCACGACAGAGCAGCUUAUGGAACUCGCUGCCCUCAAAUGGAGUGGCAUCAACGCCGUGCUAUCAAAUCCAAAGGUUGUUGGCUGGAACAUCACCAUCAAAGUUGUGCACCUGGAAAUCUGGCGAGAAUCCCCCUCCUGGUACAACGAAUCUAAUUUCUACCUCGGCGGCCGUCAGAACAUGUUGUGUGCAUCCACGACUGACAUGCCCUUCGAUCACAUCAUGCUGGAAACCGCAGACACUCGACCUAACCGAAUAAAAGGCAUAAGUUGGAUGGAUAGAAUGUGCAACCCAAGAUGGCGCUGCUCCGCGGCCAGGGGAGCGGGCUUUAGCAAUUGGAUCGAAGCUCAUGAAACAGGCCACAGCAUGGGUCUGAACCAUGACUGGACCUUCAAGUCUUGUGACCCCAACGUACCAAAGGGCUUCAUGUCCAUGCAGGAGACUGUCUUCAGAGAUUGUUACAGCCAGGUCCUCGACAGGUCUCUGAGCUCCAAGGGCUGCCUGUUUAAACAGAACGUUGACAUCUCUAAGUACAACAGCGUCAACAACAUCGUCCCCCUGUACAGAGGUCAGAAGGCUACGCUGGAUGACCAGUGCAGGCUGAAUAAAGGAGAUGGAUUCGAGUAUUUGCACAUUCCUUCUGCUGACGUAAGCGUUUGGCACGAUUUUCUCGAUUAUUUUAAAAUACAGUAUGCAAACGCUAUGAAGAUCUUGGUGUCUGUAAAGGACGAAAUGGGAUUUUUGUAA
Molecule: messenger RNA, 1578 nt
Organism: Pomacea canaliculata
Lineage: Eukaryota; Metazoa; Mollusca; Gastropoda; Architaenioglossa; Ampullariidae
Product: A disintegrin and metalloproteinase with thrombospondin motifs adt-2-like
Exons: 13
Coding region: 82-1578 (498 amino acids)
Biological process (GO): proteolysis
Molecular function (GO): metalloendopeptidase activity
Source: RefSeq, a predicted model, not a curated record